AUGUCCACAACAGAGACCGCUACGCCUAUUGGCAUUGCCAACCUCCCUAACCAGAGGCACAAGAUUGUCGCGAAGCGGGGUGCGGCCUUUACUAUUAUGGUUGCUGGAGAAUCGGGAUUGGGAAAGACGACCUUCAUCAACACCCUCUUCUCUACCACCAUCAAGAACUAUGCCGAUCACAAGCGCCGCCAUCAGAAGCAGGUUGACCGCACCGUGGAGAUUGAGAUUACCAAGGCCGAGCUCGAGGAGAAGUUCUUCAAGGUCCGCCUCACCGUUAUUGAUACCCCUGGCUUCGGAGACUACGUGAACAACCGCGAUUCGUGGCAGCCCAUUAUCGAGUUCCUGGAUGACCAGCACGAGUCGUACAUGCUCCAGGAGCAGCAGCCCCGCCGAACCGACAAGAUUGACAUGCGUGUGCACGCUUGUUUGUACUUCAUCCGCCCCACCGGUCACACCCUGAAGCCUCUCGACAUUGAGGUCAUGAAGCGCCUGAGCUCCAGAGUCAACCUGAUCCCCGUUGUUGCCAAGGCUGAUACCUUGAGCCACGGCGAUCUGGCCCGUUACAAGGAGAGAAUUCGCGCUGUCAUUGAGGCCCAGGGCAUCAAGAUCUACUCCCCUCCCGUCGAGGAGGACGACGAGCACGCCGCUUCCCACGCCCGCAGCCUCAUGGCUGCCAUGCCUUUCGCCGUUAUCGGUUCCGAGAAGGAUGUCAAGGCCAACGACGGCCGUGUUGUCAAGGGCCGUCAAUACGCCUGGGGUGUUGCCGAGGUUGAGAACGAGGACCACUGUGAUUUCAAGAAGCUCCGCUCAAUUCUGAUCCGCACUCACAUGCUCGACCUUAUUCACACCACCGAAGAAUCGCACUACGAGGCCUACCGUGCCCAGCAGAUGGAGACCCGCAAGUUCGGCGAGGCGCGACCACGCAAGCUCGACAACCCCAAGUUCAAGGAGGAAGAGGAGACCCUGCGCAAGCGCUUCACCGAACAGGUCAAGGUCGAGGAGCAGCGUUUCCGCCAGUGGGAGCAGAAGCUUAUCUCCGAGCGCGAUCGCCUCAACAAGGAUCUCGAGGCCACCCAUGCUGCGAUCAAAUCCCUCGAGCAGGAGAUCGAGGGUCUCCAGGGAUCCAGCACCCGCAGCCACGGACGUCGUUAA
Molecule: messenger RNA, 1152 nt
Organism: Penicillium canescens
Lineage: Eukaryota; Fungi; Ascomycota; Eurotiomycetes; Eurotiales; Aspergillaceae
Gene: aspC
Product: septin CDC12
Exons: 7
Coding region: 1-1152 (383 amino acids)
Biological process (GO): cytoskeleton-dependent cytokinesis
Cellular component (GO): septin complex; septin ring; cytosol
Molecular function (GO): GTPase activity; GTP binding; molecular adaptor activity
Source: RefSeq, a predicted model, not a curated record